Molecule: messenger RNA, 348 nt
Organism: Necator americanus (New World hookworm)
Lineage: Eukaryota; Metazoa; Nematoda; Chromadorea; Rhabditida; Ancylostomatidae
Exons: 3
Coding region: 1-348 (115 amino acids)
Molecular function (GO): signaling receptor activity
Source: RefSeq, a predicted model, not a curated record
AUGGCAAGCGGUAAUCCGCUGCUGCGUUGCAUCGAUGUCGGUUACGGAUGCACUCUGACACGUCCACUAACAUCACACUCCUAUAGUGAGAUGGUUUGGCUUGGUGGAAGAAAAUCUCCACCGCCUUUAAACGAUAAAUGGACAUUUACCGAUGGCAGCCCAUUCGACUAUACGAACUGGGACACCGGGGAACCUAAUAACUAUGACGGAAAGGAGAACUGUCUGCAGCUACUGUUUGACCAAAACAUUGGACGUGAAGAGAAACGUUGGAACGACAUCACAUGUGACUCUCGAAUGCCUCACUUCGUUUGCAAAAGAAGUUGUCAUUUUUAUCGAGAUAGAAGAUAA